GCGUUCUUCGUUCUCAUUGGCUGCUGAAACUUGUUGGAGCCUUUUCCCCUCAAAUAAGAGAAAGCGCCAAGAACCUAUUGGUUCUCGCGAAAAAUCGUCCAUUCUCCAGUCCGCCUGGUCCGGACCUCCGGGAGAAAAUAAACUGAUGUCAGACAGAACAACUGUAUACUGCGAGCACAUUAGCAUUUUAAGGACUCCGCUCCACAGCAGUCCCGUGUGCCUGAAUGCUGUGGGCUCACAUUUUAACAUCCAACCGCCGUUUUCGUUUGUUUGCUUGUUUGUUUGAUUUUUACUCCACGCUGGAUCUGACUGCCACUUUUUAUCCCCAGAACGCGUGUGACCAACAAAUCAACUCUUGAAUCGCACAUCUAACGUGUCCAUCUUUUUUCUUUUAUUUUCUUUUUUCUCUUGUCUUUUUUUCUUUUCUUUUCUGUUGUUUUUAAUGCUACAAUGUCGUCUUUGCCAGGAACGGUACCACGAAUGAUGCGCCCGGCUCCCGGACAGAACUAUCCCCGCACUGGAUUCCCUCUGGAAGUAUCUACUCCUCUGGGCCAGGGACGGGUCAACCAGCUAGGGGGGGUCUUCAUUAACGGCCGACCGUUGCCCAACCAUAUCCGACACAAGAUAGUCGAGAUGGCCCACCACGGGAUCCGGCCCUGCGUCAUUUCGCGCCAACUUCGUGUCUCCCACGGCUGCGUGUCCAAGAUCCUCUGUCGCUACCAAGAGACCGGGUCCAUCCGACCCGGCGCCAUAGGUGGCAGCAAACCCCGGCAGGUAGCCACGCCGGAUGUAGAGAGAAGGAUUGAAGAGUACAAGCGGGACAACCCUGGCAUGUUCAGCUGGGAGAUCCGGGAUAAGCUACUGAAGGACGGGGUGUGUGACAGAAGCACAGUCCCUUCAGGUGAGGCCUCCUCUGUGAGUUCGAUCAGCCGUGUACUUCGCGCUCGUUUUGGGAAAAAGGAAGAUGAGGAUGAGUGCGAUAAAAAGGAAGAGGACGGAGAAAAGAAAACGAAACACAGCAUCGACGGCAUCCUCGGGGACAAAGGCAGCCGGAUGGAUGAAUCGUCAGAUGUGGAAUCAGAGCCUGACCUUCCACUGAAGAGGAAACAGCGUAGGAGUCGGACUACUUUCACAGCAGAGCAGCUGGAGGAGCUGGAGAAGGCUUUUGAAAGAACACAUUAUCCUGAUAUUUACACUAGAGAGGAGCUGGCCCAGAGAACAAAACUUACUGAGGCCAGGGUCCAGGUGUGGUUUAGCAAUCGAAGGGCCAGGUGGCGAAAACAAGCAGGAGCCAAUCAACUUGCAGCAUUCAAUCACCUUCUGCCAGGUGGAUUUCCUCCUGCAGGGAUGCCAACACUUCCUACAUAUCAGCUGCCAGAAUCCAACUACCCGACCAACACUCAAGAUGGUGGGGCUACUGUUCACCGUCCCCAACCCUUACCUCCUUCCACCAUGCACCAGAGUGGUUUAUCAAGUCCUGACGGCAGCACUGCCUAUGGUCUGGCAACCAACCGGCACAGCUUCUCCAGCUACACUGAUACCUUCAUGAACUCUAGUACUCCUAGUAACCAUGUCAACCAUGUCAGCAAUGGGCUAUCUCCACAGGUUAUGAGCAUCCUGAGUAACUCCAGUGGUGUGUCCUCACAAACACAGCACGAUUUCCCAAUCUCACCUCUCCACAGCACUCUGGACUCUACUUCAUCCAACAGUAUUUCAGCCAGCUGCAGCCAGCGUUCAGCUGAGGCCUCCAUUAAGACGGUGGACAGCCUUCCCUCUUCCCAGUCUUACUGUCCCCCCACAUACAGCACCACCAGCUACAGCAUGGACCCAUCUGUGGCUGCUGCCGGCUAUCAGUACAGUCAGUACGGCCAGACUGCUGUGGAUUACCUGGCUAAGAACGUCAAUCUCUCCAAUCAGCGCAGAAUGAAGCUGGCUGACCACUCAGCUGUACUGGGACUGCUGCAAGUUGAGACAGGCCAAGCAUACUAGUACUUUCCCAGCAUAUUUAAACAGCAGUACACCGGGUCACCAGCACAACCCACACUGCCUGCUACAACUCGCAUAUUCCAGAGAGCAUUUGUGAGUGUGUGCCAUAAACUGAGUACAAAUGUGACUGCUAUUUAAGGUUUUUUUUUUGGUUUUUUUUUAAACAUUAUUUUAUAUUGGUGGGUGAAAGACUGAAUGAUGCAGUUUUGCAAGCUUUAAGUAUUCUUCAUGGAAACAACCAAACUAACAAUGAGGAAGUGUUAGGAACAUACUUUUUGCACCAAAUUUCAGGUGUGUCAAACUUUUUAGAUAACUAGAAAUUUGUUAUAAGCAAUUAAAUGUGAAUUAAAAGAUAAUCUGAGUGUAAUCUUUGAAAUAAAAUAACUUUUGUAUAACCAGAAUCACAGUGAGGAAAUAAUAUCCAGUUAUUCUAAUGUUACUUCUGGUUCUUUGCAAAAUGUUCCAAGUGAAACAGAAUCACUCUGCUCUUACUGCAGUAGUUCAACAAAUAAAAAAAGGUUGAAUUACAGUAAAAAUGUGAAUGCAGAGCACAUUUUUAGGAUGAAUUUAAAAACAUUUUAAAAAUAAAAUGAAUUUAUAGCAAUGUUUCAAUGAAUUGUUAAAACAUACUGAUCUAUUGCCUGUUUACAUUUAGGAAAGAACCCUUUGAGUUACACAGCUGAGUACCCUAAAAGUCCCUUGUAGUCUCUGUAAAUCUUUGAUUGAUAUGAUUCUGGUUGUGUUGUCAGAAAACGUAUAGACCAUGAAAGCUACCUCGAGACUAUGCAUGCUGUAUAUCUGACCCAAACAGAAUUUAAGGCACUGGAUUCAGCAAAUAUGUUGUUUCUCCUGUCUUAAAGAAAACACUCAUCAAGAAAGAUUGAUCUUUGUUGACCCUUUUUAUUUAUUUUUAAUUUCUUCCAUGUGAAGCCUGGACGACUUCACCAAUAUUGGUGAAGUUGUCUGAUGCCUACUCUAAGGAGUCCUUCUUGCUGAACAACAGAACAUGGAAAAAAAAAAGAUGAAUAAGACAAUAAAACAAAAUGUCAUAAUUUGUGCAUGUGUUAAGUUUGUGAAGAAGAAUAACAUUUCUGUAGCAGAUCUAUAUCAGAUAAUUCCUCACGGGAUGACUUAUUCUGAGCUCUGUUCAUAGCUGAAUUCCAAGGACACAAAGGUCAAAACUGAGAGUCUAACAUGUACUCUGACUAACUGCCAUAAUUCACAUCUGCAUCAAUCACUACAGUUUCUAUAUUUAUUUAUUUCUCUUCAUUGUGGUUCCUUUAGUAUCUACUCUGUUUAUAUUUACCAUAUAAACAAAAAAUGAUCUUUGUAGAACCAUAUCUGCAACUAUAUUUCUACUAAUUAACAUCUUUUAACAAAUGCUUGUCUUCAAUACAUUUUUUGAAAAGUAGAACAGUGGACUGUAAAUGAUAUCAAACAGACUGCUGAUUUUAAAUACUACAAAAUGUUGCUGAUCCAAGCAAUUUAGCACUCAGAAUUUAAAAUUUUGUAUUAUAACACUAAGGAUGUUGCCAAUAAAUAUAUAUUUCUGUAAUGUCACCCACCCAUUCCCAUGCCUAAAAAAAGAAAAGAAAAUGCUACAUAACCCCAAGUAAGUUAGAUCUGAUAAACCUAAAGAUCUAAGUAGUUUAAAUGUUUUGAUUAAGAUGGUGAAUACUUUAUUUAUCACAAAUUCGUAACUUCACGUACCUUUUAACAGUAGUUUCUAACUCAUAACUUAUUUUUAAUUAAGUUCUUAAAUGGGAUUAUACUAAUACAGUGGGGCAAAAAAGUAUUUAGUCAGCCACCGAUUGUGCAAGUUCCCCCACUUAAA
Haplochromis burtoni (Burton's mouthbrooder) is the source of this 3820-nucleotide messenger RNA. Its product is annotated as paired box protein Pax-7. The transcript has 9 exons. NCBI's taxonomy places the organism in Eukaryota, Metazoa, Chordata, Actinopteri, Cichliformes, Cichlidae. Gene Ontology annotation, molecular function: RNA polymerase II cis-regulatory region sequence-specific DNA binding; DNA-binding transcription factor activity, RNA polymerase II-specific. The record is from RefSeq and is a predicted model, not a curated record. The coding region runs from base 451 to 1989 and encodes 512 amino acids. Gene Ontology annotation, biological process: anatomical structure development; regulation of transcription by RNA polymerase II.